AUGGAAGCUGAACUCGGCAUGCGCGUUGUCGCUGCAGUUCUCAAGUUUCUGGAGCAGCAGGAGUUGGCGAAGACAGCAAAGGCUCUUCGGAAAGAGGCAAGCAAGCGGGAGUGGGACUUGGAAGCUGCAGCAGCAGAAGGGCAGCAGUUUGACUUGCUGCAGCUCUGCAGCGCAGCAGCGCGGGCGAGCGAGGAGGCUGAAGAAGCUGUUGAAAAGCCAAGCAAAAAGUCCAAAAAGAAGAAAAUAAAUGAUGAAGAAUCGACUAAGCCCAAGAAGAAGGCCAGGGCCAUUCCUGAGAACGAAAACUCAGAGGCAGAGGCCACGCAAGCAGCCCCCGAGACAGACUCCAGCUGCAGCAAACAAAAUGGAAAAACUUCAGAAAAAAAAGCCAAGUCCGAAGAAGAAACUGCUGCUCAAGAAGAGCCCCAAGACAGUCAGAGAGGCGGCAAAGGCGCAGCAGGCUUCAAGCGCUUCCAACGCAUAGACGACACCCGGUGGAUUUCAGCGCUGCCUGCAGAACUCAAAGACAAUUCUUUUUGGAAGAAAAAAAAUGACAGUUUUGCGGCGAAGGCGGCGGAGCAGCUGGGGCGGGUCCGAGGCAAAGACUUUCGCCACGAAAAAUCCAAAAAGAAAAGAGCCACGUGGAAGGGCUGCGGAGAAAUCCCCAUGACAGUUAAUUCAAUUCAAUUUGCCAGCGACUCGGAGUGA
Molecule: messenger RNA, 708 nt
Organism: Eimeria tenella
Lineage: Eukaryota; Apicomplexa; Conoidasida; Eucoccidiorida; Eimeriidae
Product: nucleolar phosphoprotein p130, putative
Exons: 5
Coding region: 1-708 (235 amino acids)
Source: RefSeq, a predicted model, not a curated record